Molecule: messenger RNA, 1339 nt
Organism: Branchiostoma floridae (Florida lancelet)
Lineage: Eukaryota; Metazoa; Chordata; Leptocardii; Amphioxiformes; Branchiostomatidae
Product: protein CLN8-like
Exons: 3
Coding region: 46-924 (292 amino acids)
Biological process (GO): lipid homeostasis
Cellular component (GO): membrane; endoplasmic reticulum
Source: RefSeq, a predicted model, not a curated record
UGGUGUUUGAUCAUUCCUCAAGUCCAACCUCUUUGUCCAACUGACAUGGCUCAGACAACAACUCAGGGACAGCCUCAAGCCAAAGCCAUGGGUCUGCUUGGUGCCAUCAACCCUUCCUGGGAGGAGAUAGACUACAAUCAGCUCCACGUCAAGGUCAAAAUCAUCGCAUCUUCCUUCUUCUUCUUUGCCUUCAUCUACCUUCUGUGCCACGUCUUGUCUUCCCUUCUUAAGACGUACAAUGGUCUGCGUCUCAAGGAAAAGAUCUUCUGGAACCUUGCCAUCGUGCGGGCUACGUUCGGCGUCUUCUGUACCGUGGUCGGGAUCUGGGCGCUGUGGUGGGACCAGGAGCUCAAGAGGGAUGUCGUGUUUGCCACCACGCCGACGAGUUUCUUCGCCAUCUGCACCACGAUCGGUUUCUUCCUGUUCGAGUGCUCGACCCUCCUUUUGUCAGACAUCAUCUUCCGCAAGGUCAGCAUCCUCCUUAACCUCCACCACUGGCUCUCCCUGGUGGGAUACUCCCUCAUCCUCUGGGUCGGCAGCACCCACUACUUCGCCACCAACGGGCUCAUCCUGGAGAUGAGCACGCCGUUCUCCGCGCUGUGCUGGGUCCUCCUGAAGUGCGGACUGGCGGACACGACCGCCUGGUGGUUCAACCAGUGCGUACUGGUCCACACCUUCCACCUCCGAUCCGUUCUUGAAGCGUUCUUUUGGAUGGAGACUUACCGGCACUGGGACCACAUCUGGGCCGACAUGCCCGCGUCCAUGUUCGUGUCGUUCUACACCGAGCUGACUCUCGUGUCCUUCGUCAUGACCCCGUACUGGACCUACAAGAAGUCCGCGCAGCUCUUCAACCCCGUCGACUGGAACUUCAUGGACGCCGAGAAAACCAAAACGACCAACGGAGCGGCAAAGAAGAAGGACUAAAACAGAUUUUGCUGCCUGGAAUUAAUCUCCAAGCAGACCUUACGGUAGCAUAAGAUAGUAUCAAAAGCUGACAGAGGAGUGAAGCUGGCCUAGGUGCCAGACUUGUUUGAAAGUGAUUUCAUGAUUAGUUUUUCUAUAUGCCUUUUUAAUUUCUGCUUUGUGUUGUAUGUUCCAUUGUAAAUGUUUCCCCUUAGAAAUUGACACAGUCUGUCUGUUGAAAAGGGGGCUUCCCAGAUGUUUCAAAGAUUAAAUGAUAAGCUUAUAUUUUCACACAGUUUAAUAAUAUGAGGCCAAAUUAUCAAAAGCCAUGUGCGAUGCAUUUUUGAUACAAUACCCAUGAUUAAGGUGAGGCCUUCACUAGAUAAGCAAUUUUUAUGAAAUGAAAGUACUAAUGACUACAUUUUGUGUACUACUA